AAUCCAACGGAUUCUGUCGUCUUCGCGGUAAAAUAAAACUUAACCGUUUAAAAUUGGCGGGCUGCUAUACGAUUAAACUCGAUAUCAAACGAAGCGCGCUUCGGAUUACAUUGAUCUCCUACCUUGUGAUUGGCUCGGCACGUUGGAAAAAUAACACAAUUUGUUGGACUUGUAGCGCAUGUGCCGCCGGACGUCUCUGCUACGGCUUUGUAAAUUCAAAUGUCCAUUAUGCUCCUAAUUGCAAUCGCUACCGCUACGUAUUGUCGUAACCCUUUACUAAGUGAGCCCAGCGUGUACACAAAAAUCGUUGCGUUUCAAUUAGUAACAAAAAUAUAAUCUUAACCUUUUCAUUAUGACGGAUAGUAAUUACUGGCAGCGGCAGGAAGUACCUUUUUAUCGGCAACUGGCGAACGAUACUUGCCCAAUUCAAUAGAAAAUCGUUGAGGAAGAAUACGUGUAUAGUGUGAUUAACGCACAAAUGUAGAACUAGAAACUGGUUGCCCACUGUGGUGUGAAACGUAAAUAAAGAAGAGGAUUAAUCUUUGGUGGAAGGAAGAAAUGAUCUUUGCUCUGGAGUAAUUUGAAUUUUGGCAUUUUACUUGUUAGUUUUUCUCACAUUUUCAAAGUUAUGGAUUUAACAUUGGAAGAAAAAUUGGACAUAUUAUAUGAUAAGUACAUAAAAGAGACCGAAACAAAACCAAAAUUCUCUACCUUGCAAAUCGAUAAAAGGGAGGAAGAACCACGCGAUAUCCUAAACGAUUUAAAAGACGCAGUAAAAGAUGAAAUUGAUUGGGUUGACUCACAAGCUAAAAUCGUUAAGGACGACAUUGAGAUAGUUAAAGAGGAGUUACUGGUGCCUUCCCAGGAGAAUUUUGAUAAUGUGAUGUACAAAAGCAAUUUGCGAAGCACAUACAAGAGCACUCAAUCAUCAGAAAGAAAACAAGAGAUAUCAGUAUAUAUAUGUGAAAAUUGCGAUUAUCAAAGCAAAUACAAAAAAAACUUGAAGGAGCACAUAAAAAGGCGGCAUUCUGCCAACAGCGAAAAAAAAAUCAAGUGCGGCUCCUGUGAUUAUUCCUUUCGUUAUAAAUCAGAAUUGCAGAAACACUCGCUGGUGCACAAAAGCGCGGAUGAAGUGCCUCUGUAUAAAUGCAACAACUGCGUUUAUCUAACCAAGUACAAAGAGAACAUGUUAACACACAUUAAAAAGCAGCAUAUGGCCAUCAGCGAAAAAAGAUUCAAGUGCCACUUAUGUGAACAUCGUUGCACUGCAAAAUCAGAUUUGAAGAAACACUCUUUGGUGCACAAAAACCUCAACGAAGUAACUCUAUAUAAGUGCAGCAAGUGUGAUUAUCAAACUAAGUACAAAGGGUCCUUGGUGACUCACUCAAAGCAGCACUCAGAAGAAAGAUUCAAAUGUGACUUGUGUGAUUAUCAGUGUGUUAUCAAAUAUAAAUUGGAAAAACACUCUUUGGUGCAUAAAAAUGUGGAUGAAGUACUUCUAUAUAAGUGCGACAACUGCAUUUAUCAAAGUCGGUACAAAGGCCAUUUGUUGAAGCACAUAAAGAAGCAGCACCUAACUAUCAGCGUUAACAAAAUUUAGUGUGUCUUAUUUUUAAAUUGCUCUGUUGCUAAAACAUGCUAUGUAUAAGAACCACAAGGAAUACUGAUAAGUGCUGAAGAUUGCAGUUACCAACAAAAACAAAGAGACCAUUUUCUACUAAGAUUAAUUAAUUGAGAAGAAAAUUAAGUGCUGUUUGUGCACACAAACAAAAAACAUUCUGCAGUGCAUAAAAAUGACCAUGAAAAGAGGGACGUUUUUAAAUUUGUGUAAAUGUUCAAAAUUCCGAAUUGUAUUUCUGUGUUAAUGGCCAAUAUAUUAUACAAUAGUAUAUGGUUUUCAUACUAUACAAUUUAGUUUUGUUUUUAAUUUCUUAAUUAAAUUAAAAUUUCCUGUAUACCGUUUAGUAGAACCAUUUUACAUUAUCAGCCCAUAGCUCAAACUAGUUCACUGUAACGAAGAUAUGGCAAGGCCAUAUCAUGAUUCAUAACUUUUCAUAAAUCAAAUCCAAAUUCUUAUUUGCAGUUCAAACCCAAAAAAAAAGAAAAAUGGUGGAUGUCCAUUUGUCUGUUAUAUGUCCUUACUUUUUUUUUUGGCAAAAAAUUUUUGGGACGGGUGACAUAUAUCGAUGACGACAGCAAGAUAGAGGAAGAUUCUGCGAAAUUGCAACAGAACUCGCAACCUCCUUCCACCAGAGAAGAAAGAUUGUUGGUGGUAUCCCCUAAAUGACUCUUAACCUACAAAGAGAGCGAUUCGUGUGAGUAUAAAAAGUCCCAAUUAGAAAGAUAUCCUGCAGUUGACAAAAUACAGGCGAGAUAGAUAACAGAUAGAUAAUUACAUGAUAAAAUCAAGUGCUAUAUUUGACUGAUUAUCAAAGCAAAUUUAAAAAUAAUUUAGCUCAGUACAAAAAAGGACACGCAUUUCGACUUGUGGGCUUAUUUGUCUCUCUCACAUUCCUAUUUGAAAAAUCACUAUUGGGUGUGACUUGUGUGAUUACAUUUUAAUCACCAAUUUAAAAACGCAUUCCUUGGUGCAUAUUUGAUAAAGCUACUACAGCUAUAGAGGUACUACCUAAGCUGAUAAUACAUAAGUUUAUGAAGGAAUUAUGAAAAAAAAUAGCUGCUAAAGACCUUGCCUAAGCCGAUGAUACAUAAACUUAUGACGCAACUACAAAGACAUAUUUUUAACAAUGACCUCACGAAAUUCACCAAUCAACGUGGCCGCUGAUCGUCAAUAUUUUUGACUGCGACGUUUUUGCGGCAAUAUUUUCGCGCAAUAGGCCUAGAUCUCGUGAAAUGUUAUGAGAAAUCGAGUUAAACGUGUGAAAAUCACUGUUUAGAAAUAAAAUAGCAAAAUGCAUUUUUGGGAGAGUAUUGAUUUGUUAUAAUAUAUAAUUUACAGUUUUAUUUGAAUGAAUAUAUUUUUUUUAUUUUUGUGAAUUAUAAUUUACUCAGAGUCUGGGGAAAAUUCGCCCGCGUUUUACUAAAUUUUGAACUUCAGCAGAAUUUUAGGGUACUUAAUUAUUAUCAAAUUUGUUGAUGGGUUUCUGUAAAAGAACAGCGCACAUGUAGUAUAAAAGAAAGAAGGAAAGAGAGAAAAAGUAUACAAUUUUGAGACUCCGGAGCUAAUUUUUUUCUGUUAUAUCCAAAAGUAACCAAAUAGUAGCAUACCUUAAAAAAAUUGGAUUUAUAUCGAAAUUUACCAAAACUUCUCAUAUUUUUAUGUUUUUCGCUUUUUUAUACAGAAACUAAAAUUCAAGCCCCACUAUUGCAUUCUCCAAAAUUUGUUACGUUACAUUUGUUCCGGACUUAAGAUUUCGCUUUUAAUUUUUUUUUUAACUAUUUUAUCCGUUAUUCAAAUCGUUCUUCCGAAUUUUAGUUUUGUUUCUUUUUUAUUUUGUUUAUUUAUUUAUUUUUAUUCAGUAGUCGUGGUAUUAUCUCGUUUUCUCCUUUUUUAAUCAUUUCCAACUGUCUAUUUAUAGCAUGUUAUACGGGCGCAGAGGUCCGCUAUCGCUCUAAAAUAUUUUCAAGUAUGCAGUGUUGUCGCUUUUAUAUAAAAGGUAUUGAUUCCUGUGAUAGAUUUAAAACGGGAGUUCUAUUAGCACGGUUUAUUGAGUUUGUUAAAUAGCGCACCCUGUAUAUUCUUUUUUUAAAUUCUAGGAAAGACACUAAUCCCAUUUUGUUCAAGUUGCCCUACCCUACCGUCUUUAAAAUAAAAAUUAAUUUUCAUGAUGAUUUCUCAUUCUAAAAAGCACCAAAAUAUGGACGAAGUGCGACAAAUACGAUUUUCAGUCUAAAUACAAAUUUGGAUUAACAAUCGAAACGGCAUCACUCUGAGAGAAGAUUGAAGCGCAGCUUGUGUGAUUAUCGGUUCAGUUUUGAAUCGCAAUUGCGGACACACUCUCUAGUACACAAAAAACCUAACCGAGGUGACUCUAUACGAGUGUCACAACUGCGAUAUUCAAACCAAUCUGUAUUGAAUAAGCAUAUGCGGCGGCACUCGGCCGUGAAAAAAUUCAACUACGAUUUCUGUAAUUAUCAAUCCAAUACGAAGGCCCAUGUUAAUAUUCAUUCUUUGGUGCACAAAAGUGCGGACCAGAGCCCUCUCUGUAAGUGCAACAACUGCGAUUAUCAAACUAAAUUCAGAAAAUCAUUUUCUAGUGCACAAAACUACGGACGAGAUGCCUUUGUACAAGUGCAAUGGCCCCAAGUAUAAAUCUAAAUACAGACCAUACUUAAGCACAUACAACGGAUGCACUCGGUCAUCAGCGAUAGACACUCUUGUGUAAUUGCGUGUAAUCACCAUCAAGAAAAUACAGAAAAAAUCGUGUGCAGAGGACAAUUCAUCGCCGGGAAAUUGAGAAGUUUUUCUCCACACCCACCAUUGAGUUCCCGACAAGUUGAUUGAUUGUUGUUGAGCUGCGAGUUUAAUUUUUUCGUGCUUCGCUUUUAAUUUAUUUUACUGCAAUUUUUUUGUGGCAAAUCAGCUGUACCGGAUGACCCAUUAAUAAAGGCCGCCGGCCAUAUCUCAGGAAUCGUUAGUCCUACAACUUAGAAAAAUAAAU
This is a messenger RNA of Cylas formicarius (sweet potato weevil), 4622 nucleotides long. RefSeq names its product zinc finger protein 548-like. Gene Ontology annotation, molecular function: DNA-binding transcription factor activity, RNA polymerase II-specific; RNA polymerase II transcription regulatory region sequence-specific DNA binding. Bases 629 to 1600 code for a protein of 323 amino acids. The record is from RefSeq and is a predicted model, not a curated record. NCBI's taxonomy places the organism in Eukaryota, Metazoa, Arthropoda, Insecta, Coleoptera, Brentidae. The transcript is spliced from 3 exons. Gene Ontology annotation, cellular component: nucleus. Gene Ontology annotation, biological process: regulation of transcription by RNA polymerase II.